AUGAAUCUUAUGGAUAUAUUGUCAAAGGAUCCACCAUCCUCAUUAUAUAGUCAGGAUAUCGACCAACAAAUUGACAGCAAUAAUAAUAGUACUAGUGUUAACAGUAACUCACACGAUAUCGUCGAUAGAAUUUCCGCUGGAAAUGGUAUCGCUGAUACUCAUAAUCAAAGUCAGACAGCUACAGCAAAAAAUGAGGUGAUUUUCUUACCAACAACGUUAACUGAAUUACAAGAGUCAUUGAUUGAAUUGGUAUUACAUUUGUUUAGUUCGGAGUUACUUAAUGAAGUACGAGCCAAGAAAUUGAAAACCAGUAUUGAUAACUUACUUGAAUCAUCGAAUGUCAUCAACGAUAGUAACAAUAACAUUAACAAUAGUUCUAAAGAAGAUAAGAUAUCUUUAUGUUUUGAACAAUUAGCUAUCAUCGAAAACCAUCCAUCUUUGAUCAUUGACCAUUUCAUUCCCAAGAAAAUUUUACUACUGGAAACAAUUGAACGUCAACUCAAUAUGAGUGGAAAAGUACAACUUUUUAACCGAAUUGUUGAUACUUUGAUUAAAGAACACAAACCUGAUGGUUAUAGGAUCAUUGUUGUUUCCAAUAACGUUAAGGAAUUAGAACUUUUAGAAGGGGUCAUUCUUGGAAAGACAUUAUAUUAUACAAACUCAAGUAGUGCAAAGUUAUACGACGAUAAGAAACCUAUUCCAAAUUUGAAAGAUUCCUCGAGUUAUAAAUUAUUUAUAAACUUAAUAUCAUCACAACAGUUGUAUAACAAUUAUGUUGCCACAACUAAUAGUUCCAACGACAAUGACAAUGAUAAAGAUGAUAGCUAUGAUUUUAUUCUUUCGUUUGAUUCAAAAUUAGAUACCAGCGUUCCUAGUAUUGAAAUGCUUAGAUCUAAGAGUGAUAAGCCAUGUCCAGUUUUAAUCCCUGUUCCUGUUUUUUCGUUGCAGCAAAUCAUUUCACAAUAUUUCCCAGAACCGCCAGUUCUGAAUUUUACUGAUUUACAUGGUAACAAUGGCAGCCCAUUGUAUAAAUGGAAAGUAAAGUGUAUAAAUACAUUAGCAGUGAACUUGUUUAAUUUGAGAGAGUUGUCUGCUGACUUUUUUGUGGAAAAUUAUGGAACCAAUAUGAGUAAAUUUGUCGAAUUGUUAAAGGAUAAUCCAAAGAAAUUGUCAGAGUCUUUAGAGAAAUAUAAUGACGAAUUGGCAUUGCUGUUUUCUGAUGAAAAAUUGAUUAAAAAAUUGAAUUCAUUUUACUCGCUUGGCGGCAAUGGUGGAUUUGAUCAAAUCGAUGUUGCAGAUUACCAUAUAUUUAAAUCACGCUUAGCUGAGUCGUUACAUGCCAAAUUAUCUGAUUUAGAAAAGAAGUCGCUUGGUAUGGAAAAAGGAAUACACGAGAAACGCAAACAUGAAACUUCAAGACAAGGUCACUAUGAUGAUGAUGAGGAUUUGAUUGCUCAAAAUUAUAGAAAACUUCAGAAAUUGAAUGAAGAUGCCAAUUUUUCUGAACGUAAAUUGGGACGUAUAGAUAAUGAUUUAACUAAGAAACAAGAAAAGUGUACUGAGAUUGAUAAUCAGUUGGAAAAAUUACAAGAAAUUAAAGAUAGUGAAGUGACCGAGGAGGAGCUCAUUGCUCAGACCAAAGCAUUAAAUGACUUAAAGGAAGAACUUGAUAAAAUGCAACAAGAAUAUGAUAAAAUACACGAAGAGUCUGAAACAACUAGAGAGAAAUAUCAGACUUCUUCUAAUCAAGCUUUGCAAUUAUCGCAAAGAUUGGGUAACUUGAAGCAACAGAACGAAAAAUUAGAACAAAAAAUAUCAGGGCCUGGCUUGAGUCAAUUACCCGAAUUAAUUAACAAGGAUACAUUGAUAGGUUAUGAGACCAAAUUAAACAGGCUUAAAAUGGAAAACCGAUUUAUUCAACUGUUUUUCCAAGCUAGAAUUGAUAAGUUAUAUCAAGAAAGGCAACAAUUGGUUGAUAAUUCCGGAUCUAGUAGUAGACCAAGUAAUCGUAUAAGUCGAGCAUCCACUCCAAUGUAA
Messenger RNA from Candida tropicalis MYA-3404, 2037 nucleotides. RefSeq lists its product as uncharacterized. The transcript has a single exon. Gene Ontology annotation, cellular component: HDA1 complex. NCBI's taxonomy places the organism in Eukaryota, Fungi, Ascomycota, Pichiomycetes, Serinales, Debaryomycetaceae. The record is from RefSeq and is a predicted model, not a curated record. Bases 1 to 2037 code for a protein of 678 amino acids.